GUUAUGCUUGCUGUAACAUCUCCGCCUCCGCCGCUCUUCAGACUAGAACCCACGUGAGCUACGACAUCAAAGGAGACGUCGCCGUUGUACGCUUCAACACCCCAAAUUCCAAGGUGAACACUCUGUCCAGACAAUUGAACGCGGAGUUUACGGAUGUGAUGAAUGAGAUCUGGGCCAACGAAGCUGUCAAAAGUGCCGUCCUCAUCUCUUCGAAGCCAGGCUCUUUCAUUGCUGGAGCAGAUAUCGACAUGAUUGAAGCCUGCAAAACUUCUCAGGAAGUGACUCAGCUCUCUCAGGAAGGACAGAAGAUGCUAGAAAAAAUUGAGCAGUCUCCAAAGCCCGUAGUUGCUGCCAUCAGUGGCUCCUGCCUGGGAGGAGGACUGGAGGUUGCCAUUGCCUGUCACUACAGAAUAGCAACAAAGGACAAGAAAACAAUUUUGGGAACACCUGAAGUGUUACUGGGUCUCCUGCCAGGGGCAGGGGGUACUCAGAGGCUACCAAAGAUGGUGGGACUUCCUGCUGCUUUUGAUAUGAUGCUGACCGGAAGGAACAUCCGUGCAGACAGAGCAAAGAAGAUGGGUCUGGUUGACCAGCUGGUAGACCCACUAGGUCAGACAUGAUGCCUC
Eurypyga helias (sunbittern) is the source of this 626-nucleotide messenger RNA. RefSeq names its product trifunctional enzyme subunit alpha, mitochondrial-like. The transcript has 6 exons. Gene Ontology annotation, biological process: fatty acid beta-oxidation. NCBI's taxonomy places the organism in Eukaryota, Metazoa, Chordata, Aves, Eurypygiformes, Eurypygidae. The annotation marks the transcript as partial. Gene Ontology annotation, cellular component: mitochondrial fatty acid beta-oxidation multienzyme complex. The record is from RefSeq and is a predicted model, not a curated record. Gene Ontology annotation, molecular function: long-chain (3S)-3-hydroxyacyl-CoA dehydrogenase (NAD+) activity; enoyl-CoA hydratase activity.